Molecule: messenger RNA, 1609 nt
Organism: Carcharodon carcharias (great white shark)
Lineage: Eukaryota; Metazoa; Chordata; Chondrichthyes; Lamniformes; Lamnidae
Gene: mfsd2b
Product: major facilitator superfamily domain containing 2B
Exons: 12
Coding region: 301-1533 (410 amino acids)
Biological process (GO): carbohydrate transport
Cellular component (GO): membrane
Molecular function (GO): sphingolipid intramembrane carrier activity; symporter activity
Source: RefSeq, a predicted model, not a curated record
GAUAUUUAAUCAGUAAAAGCAAACGGACAAAGAUUGGGAGAUUAAUGCCAUGUUCGUGGUGCACUCCUGCUACUUCUCACUUGUCCUCAAGUAGCACCAUGUUUAGGAAACUUCGCUUUAUUCUGUUUUUGUCCUGACUCUUUAAGUAGCUGCCGCCAGUGAAAUACUGAUCAGAAUCUACCAAGAAGCAGCAAUCACUGUCAGACCAUCACUCCAUUCCUACUUUUCUCCACCACCCUGGAUCUCUGCAUUUCUGGCCGGGAAUUCCGAUCCUGGUUUCUUCAGAAAGGCAGAGCGUACAUGGAACGGAACUGCUUCUUCGCAGCAUUGGAUCAUGGGGGGAAGAUAAGCCACGCCCCCUUAUUACAGCACACCAGCUGCCAUAUCCUGUGUUUCCAUGUGCCAUACUCAGCUCUCACUAUGUUUCUGAGCAGUGACCAGAAGGAGAGAGACAUUGUAACUGCCUACCGUAUGACAAUGGAAGCAUUUGGAACAAUGAUUGGAGCUGCUAUCCAGGGCCAGAUUGUAGCACAGGGCCAUGCCUCCAAUCAUUGCUUUCUACAGAAUACAUCAGCAGAUUCUAGUGUUAACUCCACAGAUGGCAGCAGUUUGUUUAAUGGCAAUGCUAGCACUUGGCAGCCACAAGACUCACUCUCUCAGACAAAAGUCUCAUACAUGGUUGCUGCUGGUUUUGUAGGAGGCAUUUACACAUUUUGUACAAUUGCUCUGUUCUUCGGUGUGAAAGAGAGAGAUGACCCCUACACUGCAAAGUCAGACAAACCAAUCCCUUUCCUAAAAGGAAUGAAACUUGUGAUGAGACACAGCCCCUACGUGAAGCUGACUACAACUUUUCUCUUCACAUCAUUGGCCAUUCAGCUUCUAGAGGGGAAUUUUGCUCUCUUUUGCACCUAUGCUGUAGGUCUUCGACACCAUUUUCAAAACAUCGUACUUACGAUUCUGGUAUCUGCUGUGAUGACUAUUCCAUUCUGGCAAUGGUUUCUGCAGAGAUUUGGCAAGAAAACUGCAGUUUACUGUGGUAUGACUUGGCUUAUUCCAUUUAUAAUCAUGAUGGUUUCCAUUCCAAACAAUCUAAUUCUGUCCUAUGUGGUGGCAGCCUCUUCUGGUCUGAGUAUUGCUUCACAUUUCCUGUUGCCAUGGUCUAUGCUGCCUGAUGUUAUUGACGAUUUUAGACUUCAAAAUCCAUGCAUAAAAGGACUGGAACCCAUAUUCUGCUCAUUCUAUGUUUUCUUCACCAAGCUGUCUGCUGGAGUUUCUCUGGGAUUCUCUACUCUUAGCCUUGAUUUUGCAGGCUAUGAAACUGGAGCAUGUUUCCAGCCCCCUCCUGUGGCUUUAACCCUAAAACUGCUAGUGGGAGCAGCGCCUACAGGACUGAUUAUCAUUGGGUUAUUGAUAUUCCAGCUUUACCCAAUAACAGAAGAAGUCCGAAUGAAAAAUAAAUUGGCGCUCCAAGAGCUAAGGGAUAGCAGCCAGAACUGUGAUUACCUGCUGAAAGACAUGGGGAGCAUAUCAUGACAAAUUGCAGGAUUGAAGUAUGACAAUCGCUUACAAGCCAUAUAUUCCAGAGUAUAUUGGAAUCAUUGCUGCUGCA